Suillus subaureus is the source of this 403-nucleotide messenger RNA. RefSeq lists its product as uncharacterized. Bases 139 to 363 code for a protein of 74 amino acids. The record is from RefSeq and is a predicted model, not a curated record. The transcript is spliced from 2 exons. Lineage: Eukaryota; Fungi; Basidiomycota; Agaricomycetes; Boletales; Suillaceae.
UGCUAUCAUUGAUGGGCCUUUUCGGAGUUAAAGAUGGGUAAAAUGCAAGUCCAAGGCAGGAUCCGGCGUGUUAGUUAGCGACUGUCUCUUGCAUCCAGCGCACAGCCUUGCGGUAUUGCGCCCUUGAGACAUCCUUCAAUGUUGCGUCACAGAUCAUUUAGUUUUUUUAUACUUUCGAAUCUGACGUUGAGCCCAUCCUGCGAGACACAAUGCCACCUCAAUGUGACAUUUUACCCCGUUCUGUCCACUGGUGCCAGUCUCAUGGUACGCAUUUCUUGUUGUGUUUCCGGCAUCUCGCCAACUUCACCUAUUACCGCAAAAUGUUCACGACAUUCUGGAAGACGAUUGCAAUGCGUUCAUUGAAGAAUUCCUGACCCUUCAUUACGCAAGACGUACCUUCCUU